Rubroshorea leprosula is the source of this 733-nucleotide messenger RNA. The record is from the annotation of a GenBank genome assembly. Lineage: Eukaryota; Viridiplantae; Streptophyta; Magnoliopsida; Malvales; Dipterocarpaceae.
AUCACAUCUCAUCUUCAAUACAAUAUUGAAAACAUCAUUAUGAGGGAAAUUUUUCGUGCUAUGCUUGUUCUAGUUGUUGUAUUGUUCUUUGGAGCUGCAGAGUUUUGUUCCAGUCGGAACACAAGCUUUAGCUGUAUAGAAAUGGAGAUAGAAGCCCUCUUGAAGUUCAAACUUUGUUUCCAUGAUCCAUCGCAUAUGUUGUCUUCUUGGAAAGGCAAUGAUUGUUGUGAAUGGAAAGGAGUAGGCUGUGACAAAAAUAACGGAUAUGUUAUCUCACUUCAACUUAGGGGAUCAGCAUUUACUAAUCAACAGCCUCAAUUGUGCUUGAUUGACGAUGUAGAGGAGGUUGGUUCAAGUUUGCUCAAGUUGAGAUACUUGGAACACCUGGACUUGAGCAACAAUAAUUUUAGUGGUAAUCUUAUUCCACCCUCCUUCGGCUUGAUGAAGCAGCUGAUGUACCUAAAUCUCUCUUAUGCGCAAUUUAGAGGAAAAAUUCCUGGGGAACUUGGAAAUCUUACAAGGCUUCAUGUCCUUGAUCUUUCGCAGAAUUAUCAUGGGGGAUUGAAGGUUGAUGAUGACAUUCAGUGGAUUUCUCAUCUCUGCUCUUUGCAACGACUUGAUAUGAGUGGAGUACAUCUAAGCCAUGCCUCAUCAAACUUGUUCCAGACAGCAUAAGGAAAUUUUCCAAGUUAAAAAGGAUAAAUCUCUCAUACAAUCAAUUGAAUGGGAGUAU